Messenger RNA from Sinocyclocheilus anshuiensis, 3204 nucleotides. RefSeq names its product beta-1,4 N-acetylgalactosaminyltransferase 1-like. Gene Ontology annotation, cellular component: Golgi membrane. Bases 293 to 1891 code for a protein of 532 amino acids. The transcript has 12 exons. The record is from RefSeq and is a predicted model, not a curated record. Gene Ontology annotation, biological process: ganglioside biosynthetic process. Gene Ontology annotation, molecular function: acetylgalactosaminyltransferase activity. NCBI's taxonomy places the organism in Eukaryota, Metazoa, Chordata, Actinopteri, Cypriniformes, Cyprinidae.
GCAGCCCGACUCCUCUCCGCUCUCCUCCAUUCUGUCUCAGAGGUGGAUGCCAUGCCAUCGGAUUUUCUCCAUUAAUCAGCUGUUUGCGUUCACCUGACAAGCGCGUCCGGGGGUAUUUUAAGGGUUGGAGAUCCCUCUUGGUGGCGACAUUACAGCAGAUGGAGAGAGCCCUCCAUCAGCCUCAUCAGCUACUGUAAGUCACAUCAAGAUUGAGCCAAUCAGUACCAUGGACCUUUAGGAGCAGUAAUGGCAACUUGCUGUACCUCUCGCUCUGAUUGGAUAGACUUGUAGCAUGCGUUCCCUACGUAAGACUGUGCUGUUAGCUCUGGUAGCAUCAGUGGUGCUGGUUUUGGCAGUGCUACAUUCCUGGCCCACGCGGGUCUACAGCACUGUGGAUGUCCGGUACAGACCGGGUCCUGGAGCUGAGCGGUUGCUGGAGGAGAGACUUCCUGAACCAGAUCCCAGCACUAGCACCAUCCCUUACAGAGUUAGGGAGAGUGUGGCCAGGCUUUUGGCUCGCAACGGCUGUGUUUGUGAAGGAGACAGCAGAGGGGUCAACCUGCCCUUUGCUCAGCUGUUGUUCCCUAGAGUGUCUGCCCAUCCGCUGCACACUGCCUUCCAGGCCUCCCAGCUCCAUGAGAUGAAGAAACGGCGCGCCAAAGAGUAUCAGAGCUUUCAAAUGAGGUCGCAGACCCCUGCUGAUCUGCUGAUUGUAGCUGAAGCUAACAACCCUCUGCAGUACCCAACCCAGGGUGUGGAGGUUCGGCCACUUAAAACUAUCCUCAUACCAGGUUUGGCCUUAAAAGAGCUGCCCCGAGAUGUAUAUACUCUGAACUUUUCAGCAUCUCUGGGCACAUUUAAUGUGGCAGCAGAGGUGGAGGGGGUAAAGGUCAGGGGUGAUGGCGAGAUGCACAUGACCCUGAGCAGCAGCCUUUUGUCCAGUCUGAAUCGACAGCUCCAGUUUAUCACAUAUACUAACACGUUGUUCCACCCCAGCACAGCUGACACAGUGCAGUUAGACACAGAAGGACAUCAAGCUCUGUUUACCAUCAAAAUCCGUCAUGGAGUUACACCCAAACUCUACAACACAGGCUCUGAUGCAGAUAAAGAGUAUAACAUCAGUGCUCUCGUGACCAUAGCAACUAAAACCUUCCUGCGCUAUGACAAGCUCCAGGAUUUAAUUGACAGCAUACGACAGUACUAUCCAACAGUUACAAUAGUGAUAGCAGAUGACAGUGAGCACCCGAAAACAGUAUCAGGUCCAUAUAUUGAACAUUACAUCAUGCCCUUCGGAAAGGGCUGGUUUGCUGGUCGUAAUCUGGCCGUGUCACAGGUCACCACCAAAUAUGUGCUAUGGGUGGAUGAUGACUUUAUUUUUACUGCCAACACAAAGCUGGAGAAGCUGGUGGAUGUGCUGGAGAAAACCACACUUGACCUGGUUGGAGGAGCAGUGCGUGAAGCUACAGGCUACACUGCCACCUACAGGCAGACAAUCUCAAUUGAAGCUGGAGAGGAAGACGGGGACUGUCUGCACAUGAGGCGAGGCUUCCAUCACAUCAUCCAGGGCUUUCCUCACUGUGUUGUCACUGAUGGAGUCAUCAAUUUCUUUCUUGCCAGGACAGAUAAAGUGCAGCAGGUGGGCUUUGACCCCCGGCUAGCCCGUGUUGCGCAUUUGGAGUUUUUUAUCGAUGGACUCGGGUCCCUGCAUGUUGGGUCAUGUGAUGAUGUCAUAGUGAACCACGCCACCAAAAUCAAGCUGCCGUGGGUCCAGUCGGAAAGCGACAAAACUUACGCAAAGUUCCGCUACCCUCCUGCUUCAUCUGAUGCGACACACACCAAAAAUGGCCUCUUGUACUUCAAAAACCGCUUCCAGUGUCUAACACACAACUGAACACACCCUGGCUAUGCCUUCUUCCCUUUCUCUCAUCCCCCCUAAACGAACACUCUCUCCCUGAGUAGCUAAAGGGACCUGUGAAGACACUGGAAGUGUGCUGUGUAUGUACUGUAUUUGGUCCCAUGUGAGUAUGGGGGAGUUCAAAUAAGCCUAUUCUUUUGGAAAGGGUCAUAAUGUGAUCACAUGACUGACGGGUGAGAUUUUUUUGAUACCUGAAGAUGUCCUAUUUUUGUGUCUCCUUUCUUUAGCUUUAUUUUUGUUCACAAGAAUUCUUUAGAUACAGAUCAAACCAUUCCAUCUACUCACGUGGAUGUUGUUUCAAAUGCAUAAAGGAGACUUUCAAGCUCCUUAAUGACAAGGAUUUUUUGACAGAAUUUUCAUUUUUGAGUGAACUAGUCCUUUAAUUGAUGAGAAAACAGAAGAAGUUUCUUUUGAAACGAAGAGAAGACAGCGGAGGUAAACAUUUUGAACCAUGACUUUUAGAAUUUUUAAGUCCAGUUAAAGGGAGACCAUUUCUUUGGGACGUUGACAUGGAAUGUCACAUCAGCUCCCUGCCUGGCAUUAAUCGUGUGUGUGCUUAUGUGUGUCUGUGUGUUUUAUUGAGGGUUGUCUCUCUGUAUGUUUGCACUAAAACAAAUGGACUUCAAUUGGAGCGACUCGACCCUCAGCGUCACUAAAAAGAAGGAAUGGACUGAACAUCAUUAUCAAGCUAAAACCACAGACAAUCCAAAAUAUCACUUUCAUUAUCUCUCUCUCCCUCUCACAUACACUCUCCGACAGAUUUCUCAGCAAAAGAUGGAGGGGUGAUUCAUUGUACAUCAGUAAAAUCUGUAUUUGAUAUUUUUUUUGUUUUAAAGAGUGACUGUGCCAAAGGCUUAAUUACUGUCCUUGUAUGACUUGUUUAUUGUUUGUACUUUUUUUUUUUAAAUUUCCUUUAUUCUGGGUUCUUUUUAAGAUUGUAUCCUAUUGUACUGAAGCAUGAAGAUAGCAGCCAGGUGUAAAGUCCAAUGCCGGCUUUUAUAAAUUUAGUUCACAUCACAUCAUAAGCGUAUAUUCCAAAGGCGCUUACUUGACAGGUUUUAUUUAUUUGUUUGAUUGUUUGUUUGUUUGAGCUGGAUUUCAUCCAAAGCAAGAUUUGUGGGGAAAAAGGUCAAGUCAGUGGCUUUUGCUAUGCAGAAUGGCUGAGACAACUAGCCUUACUAAAAUAAAAAAAGCAGCAUUAAUAAACUUUUCAGAGUAAAUGGCAGAUGUGCAAAUAACAAAAAAUAUGAAAUAAAAUGGCUAUUCAAAUGUUAGGCUAUAUCUACACA